Molecule: messenger RNA, 1428 nt
Organism: Talaromyces stipitatus ATCC 10500
Lineage: Eukaryota; Fungi; Ascomycota; Eurotiomycetes; Eurotiales; Trichocomaceae
Product: ornithine decarboxylase
Exons: 2
Coding region: 1-1428 (475 amino acids)
Cellular component (GO): cytoplasm
Molecular function (GO): ornithine decarboxylase activity
Source: RefSeq, a predicted model, not a curated record
AUGGUUAUGGCACCUUCGGUUCUUACUCCUGAUGAUGCAUACGUUUUUAACAACUAUCAUCCUCAUACGAAAGAUCCAACUGUCUUGACCCAUUUGGAUAUUGGCCAUGGAGUGAACGAUGCUCUUGUCUUGCGGGGUCACUCCUCUCCCAAGGAGAUGAUACUCAGCGAGCUGAAGAAACGCGUGUCUCGUAUCGACAUUGCAGGCUGCGAGCCUGGCGAGGAAGAUGCUUUCUAUGUCGCGGACAUGGGCGAGGUCUAUCGUCAGCAUAUGCGGUGGAAGUUGAACCUAGGACGCGUCAAACCGUUUUACGCCGUCAAGUGCAACCCCGACCCAGAAGUUCUGCGCCUGAUGGCCCAGCUAGGCAACGGCUUUGACUGUGCUUCCAAGACCGAGAUCGACCUGGCGCUCAAGACGGGUAUUGACCCAAGCCGUAUCAUCUACGCUCAGCCGUGCAAGACCAGGUCGUACCUUCGCUACGCCCGCCAGAAAGGUGUCAAACAAAUGACCUUUGACAAUGCAGACGAGCUGUACAAGAUCAAGAACGACUUUCCGGACGCCGAGCUCUAUCUGCGUAUCUUGACCGAUGAUUCCACCAGUCUAUGCCGACUCAGCAUGAAAUUUGGCGCCUCUUUGGAUACUGCUCGCCCGUUGUUGGAUUUGGCCAAGAAGUUGGAACUUAAUGUCGUGGGUGUCAGCUUUCACGUCGGUUCUGGUGCUGAAGAUCCCGGCGCUUUCCUCAAGGCCGCUCAGGAUGCACGUUGGGUGUUUGAUCAAGCUGCCGAGGUUGGAUACGAACUGCACACGCUUGACGUUGGCGGUGGCUUCUGCGACGAGACCUUUGAGAAGUUUGCAGCUAUUCUGAGCAAGGCAGUCGAUGAUCUAUUCCCGCCAAACAUUCGUAUCAUUGCCGAGCCCGGUCGUUACUACGUUGCAGCAGCUUUUACACUUGCAGCCAACGUCAUUGCUCGUCGUGAUGUGCUUGAUCCCCAGGCUUCAUCGGGCAGCUACAUGAUUUAUCUGAACGAUGGUGUUUACGGCAACUUCUCCAACAUCAUCUUCGAUCAUCAACACCCCGUCGCUCAGAUUCUGACGUGUGCCAACGGCAGCAUCCCUCCUACUCCUGGACUGACUGCUUCGGGCUCAUCCACCCCCGGUUCAGCUACACCGUGUUCCGCAGAUGGUUCCCCAUGCGCAUCUCCCGCAGGAAUCGAAUACAGCAUCUGGGGACCAACCUGUGACGGGAUUGACGUGAUUAGCCAGCGUAUCGUUCUACCGGGCUUGGUCGAUGUAGGCGAUUGGUUGUAUUUUGAGGACAUGGGCGCAUACACUCGUUGCAGCGCCACCCGUUUCAACGGGUUCCCUGACAACCAUGAUGUUAUUUACGUCUCUAGUGAGAGCGGAGCAUCCGCUUUGUUGGAGUAUUGA